AGUGUGCCUAACUGCUUUCACUAUAUAUGAAACUUCCUUGUACCUGUCCUAUAAGUCAAUUCUCGGCAAUGUUGGGAUUGUUGUAAAUUUGUCAAUAAAUAUACAAAUCACUAUUCACUAAGAGACCAGUCUAAAAUCAAUUAUUGAACUAACAAAAUGAACUUAAUCAUAUAUUAAAAUCUUAUUCGAAUAAAUUAAUUAUACUCUAUCUCUGAACAGCUGGUGCCAAUGACAUGUAUGAAGCAAUAAUGGCAGAUUCCAUGGCAAAAAGGAUAUUAAAAAAAGAAACGGAGAAGAAUGUAGAAGUAACAAGACAAAGCGAGUCACCACCAGCUAAAAAAAAGAGGAAAUAUAAUCAGGGACAAUCAUCAUCGAAUGUUGACUCCAGAAACCCGAAAUUAGAAUCGGAUACCAAAGAGCAGACACUGGCACAAUUGAUGAAAGAGGUCCCCGAAACCAUCGCCACUAAAGUCCAGGAGCGAAUAAAAGAACUCGAGUUCUCAAGAGGAGAUGCGACGCAAGAAUGGCAAAAAUCUGGCAACGAUUUUAUUAUGAGUAUCUGGGACUUCGGAGGCCAGCCAAUAUAUCAUGUGAUACAACGAAUUUUUAUGGUAUCUUUUGCCAUUGUUUGUGUGGUAUUUAACCUAGAAGAUGAUCUUGACGUCCCCGCUGCAGUCUUCGAUCCAACCACUGGUGAUAAAUACGAACAUCGGAUGACAAACCUUGAGUUCAUUCUGUACUGGAUUCGUUCAGUAUAUACAAACAGUAGGGAUUCAGAAUUGGAAGAUGGACAACCUUCACCACCAGUACUAGUGAUUGGUACUCACCUAGGCAGCCUCAAGGGGAAUGAAGAGGAAAAGAAAAGAAAGGUAAACAACUACAUCAUACACCCAAACACCAAGUAAACAAUAAAACAGUGUAAAGUACGUAACAUAUCAUAAAUAAACCACAAACAAAAUAGAAGGUAAUAAGUUAGACCAAAUAAAUUAAAUGUGUACAAGUUAUAUACUUGAUACUUACUUGAUUGUAGUGGGAAAGGAUUAGGCCUCAGUGGCAUUUGUAACCCCACAAAGCAGUUCACCGAGGGAGCCAGAACAACAUCUUCAGGGAGAGAAUUCAAAGUAUUAUUGAUUUUGAGAAAAGAAAU
Anneissia japonica is the source of this 1147-nucleotide messenger RNA. RefSeq lists its product as uncharacterized. The record is from RefSeq and is a predicted model, not a curated record. NCBI's taxonomy places the organism in Eukaryota, Metazoa, Echinodermata, Crinoidea, Comatulida, Comatulidae. The transcript has 5 exons. The coding region runs from base 234 to 905 and encodes 223 amino acids.